Arabidopsis arenosa is the source of this 1212-nucleotide messenger RNA. The record is from the annotation of a GenBank genome assembly. NCBI's taxonomy places the organism in Eukaryota, Viridiplantae, Streptophyta, Magnoliopsida, Brassicales, Brassicaceae.
AUAGUAGUGUUAUAUAACCAGAGAUAAAUUCUCGUUUAAGUAAUAAAGAUGAAAGGUGGAAGCAUGGAGAAAUUGAAGCCGAUAUUGGCGAUAAUUUCACUGCAAUUUGGGUAUGCAGGCAUGUACAUCAUCACUAUGGUCUCGUUCAAGCAUGGCAUGGACCAUUGGGUUCUUGCCACAUACCGUCAUGUCGUCGCCACGGUUGUCAUGGCUCCAUUUGCUCUCAUUUUCGAGAGGAAAAUUAGGCCCAAGAUCACACUACCAAUAUUCUGGAGGCUUCUUGCUCUUGGAAUAUUAGAGCCCCUUAUGGACCAGAAUUUGUACUACAUAGGUUUGAAAAACACGUCAGCAUCGUACACUUCUGCCUUUACCAAUGCACUUCCCGCCGUCACCUUCAUUCUUGCCCUCAUUUUCAGGCUUGAGACCGUCAACUUUAGAAAGGUCCACAGUGUUGCAAAAGUGGUAGGAACGGUAAUAACAGUAGGAGGAGCAAUGAUAAUGACGUUGUACAAAGGUCCGGCUAUCGAGAUCGUGAAAGCCGCUCAUAAUUCUUUCCACGGCGGUUCGAGCAGCACGCCCACCGGCCAACACUGGGUCCUUGGAACCAUAGCCAUUAUGGGCAGUAUCUCUACAUGGGCUGCUUUCUUCAUUUUACAAUCAUACACAUUAAAAGUCUAUCCAGCUGAGCUAUCACUUGUAACGUUGAUAUGUGGGAUAGGGACGAUCCUAAACGCCAUUGCUUCGCUAAUAAUGGUUCGUGACCCGAGUGCAUGGACAAUCGGUAUGGAUUCCGGAACACUCGCCGCGGUUUACUCUGGAGUGGUUUGUUCGGGGAUAGCUUAUUACAUACAAAGCAUUGUGAUUAAGCAGCGUGGCCCUGUGUUUACGACGUCGUUUAGUCCUAUGUGUAUGAUCAUCACUGCCUUCCUCGGUGCAUUGGUUUUGGCUGAGAAAAUCCAUCUCGGAAGUAUAAUUGGGGCAGUUUUCAUAGUACUUGGACUAUACAGUGUGGUAUGGGGAAAAAGUAAGGACGAAGUGAAUCCUUUAGAUGAGAAAAUCGUAGCCAAGAACCAAGAGCUUCCGAUCACUAACGUAGUCAAACAAACGAACGGUCAUGAUGUCUCGGGAGCACCGACUAAUGGUGUGGUUACAAGUACCUGAUUCAAGUCCCAAAAGAGAAGAAAGAUACUUAAACAAAGAUUUCAUCUCCAU